CUCUCUCUUUCUAUUAUUUUCCUCUUUCAUCUUCCAUCUUCUUUCUCUUUCUCUUUCUCUCUCUAUUCUUACAAAGAUCUCAAACAAUGUUAUUAAUCUGAAUCUCUUAUCAUCAUCAUCGCCACUUUUUCAUCAAUUUGUAUCUUUCUUUUUUCCUCUGUUUAUGUUUCUUUCAAUUUCUCUUCUUUUCUAUCUCUCUUUCAAUUUCUUUUCUUGUGUACAUAUAAUUUAUUCUAAUCAAUGGAGAAUCUACUAAAUUGUUCAUCAUUCCACCAUCAACAAUUGUCCAUGAAAAGACGAGGAUAAAAAAGAUCGUAUCAACAAUCAACCAGGAAAAUGAUUCUCAACCUUUUUAUUAACAUUCAACCAAAAGCCUCGCCCUUUGUUAAUAGACAACAACAACAUGAUGGUGAACAUUUUCCUCUCAAUUAAUUGAUUUCUCUCUCCAUUGAUUUGUGAUUCUUAAUUAUUUCAUUUAACCAUCACCCUUGUUCCUUAAUUGAUGAAAAUGAUUCCUCCAAGUGAUCAAAAUUUCCUGUUUACAGUUACAAUAUUUACCAGUUUUAUUUGCUUCUUUCAAGCAAACGAUCAAUACUAUGCUUCUAGGCCAAUAUUUCCCUUGCACUCUUAUCGAGAUGUAACAAUGUUUCAUUACGAAAUCCCUGAGGAAAUUGUUUCCGCUCGAUGGACAAUUUGGUCCAAUUCAACACUAAACUGUGAUCCAAAAGAAGUCAUUCUGUUGCUUCGUUGGCAGGGAUACCCUUUAAUACCCUCUCUUCAUAAUGUUUCAGCUUCAAAAGAAAUUGUUAUCGAUAACACUGAACAAUAUCAUCUAUCAUUUAAAACGAGUGAAACUCGAACCACCUCUUUCACCUUAAGUCGACCUUUAACUGGUCACUGGUUUGGUACUGGCUACUUGAAACACUCUUCCAAUCGUAUUGUUCAACGGGGUUUACAGCAUAAAUGUAAGGUUUCCCUUUCCACUCGAUUAUCUUUGGUUAAACUAAAUAAUGAUGAACAGAUUCAACAGAUUACCUCAGAUUCAACAAUAAUUCACCGGUUACAGGAUAAGAAACUUUUUAAAUUUCAUAUUCCCCUGUUUACCAAUGGUGCCAAAUUAAUUAUCUCGGGUUGCUCACGAACAUCAUCCUCGCCCUCUGCUUCAGCCCUAAUUUCAUCUUCAUCAUCAUCUAAAAUAGAUCGUGAUGAGACUGAUGAUGAAGAUUUAAUAAGUGGAGCGGGAAGUGGUGCCGGUCUUGGAACCUCUGGUGUUGGUGCUAAUUCAGCCAAUGGAAAUGGCGGAAUAAGAAGACGAUCAGGUGAAGGUUGUCCCAUUAAAAUAUACACUCGAACCUUAGGAUUACCGUCAGAUCGUUUAUAUGAUUAUCAUAUUGAUUGUUCAGCUAAUUUAGGUGAUGAUUGUACAGCGAAUGGUUUUAAUUAUACCCAAGAGGCUUGGAAUUAUAUUCUCCUAGUGAGAAAGCCAAGUCGAAAUGAUAAUAUUCCAGUUGAUUUUUCCAUAUCGAUAAUAACAGAGCAAUGUCCUAAUAAUAUUCAAACUUCAUCGCCACCGCCAUCACCAUCUCCUUUAAAGUCACAAUUUGCCGCUCUAUUAUCAGCUGAUCUAUCGGCAUCCAUGGACUCUACAAUCUCAUCAUCAUCUUCCUCAUCUAUUUCAGUUCCCUCUUCAUCUUCCUCACCAUCUUCAGAAUUUUCAUCUCCAUCAUUAUUCCCACCACCAAGUGUAACAUCAGAUCCUCUUUCCGCCAUAAACGAAUUCUCUGAACUUUCCACUCCAUUAUCAUCUCCAUCUUCCUCCUCCUCACCACCACCACCACCACCUCCUAAAUCAUUACCUGGUGGGACCAUUGCUGGUAAAGACAAACAAUUAUUUGCCUUUACCAAUAAUAAAAACACGAUUAAUCAUGAAUCUACAUCUCACCCAUCAUCGACUAACAAUCGUUGGCACCACAGGCGAUUAGCAAAAACAACGGAAACAGUUUCAUGUCCAUUCCGAAUUAAUCUGAUCCGUUACAAUCUUCAUGGGUCAUUUAACUUUCAAUUUGAUUAUGUUGAUGCUUUUAAAACAAGAUCAGGUCAUUUGACAUAUUCACCUUUUGUUGAUAUACCGAAUGCUAUGAAAGUACCAGCGGAAAAUGAUAAUCCAUCAUCAUCAUCAUCAUCAUCUUCCUCUGAAUCAUUAUCACUUAAUGAUAACUUAAUGUCGAAAGAGACAAUUAUUGAUGAAAAACGAAACAAUCUAUUGUUACCUAAAUCUCUGGUCGCUGAUUCUCAACGGACUUACAAUUUAACUGAAUUAUCCGUCCUUCAUUUUCAAAUUAACCCAAUACUUGAUUCAGGAGGUACAUUAACUAUUGAUUUAGGUUUAAAUCCAUUAACGGUCAAUAUGUCCGAUCAAAAUGUAACCCUUUCCGGUUGCCUGAGGCAAGGUCAUUAUUCAAUAAGCUUGGAAACCUGUCAAUAUCCAAUGAAAGUAAAUUCUAGUCACAAUCCAUUAAUAACAUUAAAUAUUCCUUAUCCUCGAGCUGGACUUUGGUUCAUCUCAUUGAAAGCCGAUUGUUAUAAAUACGAUGGUUGGUCAUUUAAAACUGACCCUUGCAAAUCAAAUGUUACCUCAAUCAUAAUGAACAUCAAAUCAAUUUCAUGUUUUGAAGAUCAAUGUGCCCCUCAUGGUAAAUGUAAUCAAUUCAUCAGCGGUGGACUCAUUUUCUCAACAUGUAUAUGUAAUUCAGGGUGGAAAGGAUUAGAUUGUAAAGAUGGAUCUGAUGCUUUAGAUGAGAGAGAAAUACUAAUUAACUUUCUACUAUUAACAUUAAGCAAUUUAGUUUUCGUUCCAGCUCUUAUAUUAGCAAUAUAUCGACACCUUUUUACCGAAGCAAUAAUCUAUCUGAUUGCCAUGAGCUCAUCUAUUUUGUAUCACGCUUGUGAUUCUGAUUCUCUUCAAGCCUUUUGCUUGGUGAAGCUCAAUAUCCUUCAAUAUGUUGAUUUUUAUUCAGCACUUUUGGCCUUUUGGGUAACACUUAUAUCACUUUCCAAUUUACCGAUAAAAGCGAGAUCGUUUUUCCACCUUAUUGGUUCCGUAUUCUUGGCGAUUGGAGUUCAAUAUGAUCGAACCUCUUUAUGGACAUUUGUAAUUCCAGUAUCGGCGGGUUUCAUUAUCGUUAUUUUAACUUGGUGCUUUUUUUGCUGCAUCAAGCGAAACUGUUUCCCGUCAUGUCAACUUUGGACUUUAAGUAUGGUUCCAGGAUUCGUAAUGACCACUUCAGGUCUGGCCAUUUACUCGCUAUUCGAGACUAAAGAUAACUACGCUAUUGUCCAUAGCUUCUGGCACGCGGUCAUGGCCUCAGCACUUUUAUUCCUAAUCCCCACCAUGGAGCGCAAAGUGACCGCUCAUAAAAAACCAUCAGCUGAUGAGGAAGAUGAAAACUUUAGAGGGAAAGCCACAAUUCCCAAUACGAAACGAGCUCAUGUCGAGUGGAGGCCGAACACGUCUUUCAAAUUCCUACAAGAUGACAUCGAUAUGCUCUGAUUUAAUUAGCACAAUCAAUCACGACCAAAAUUAAGAAUUAACGAAAACAUUCCCUCAGUUAAUUAUCGAUAAAUUAUUGUUAAUUGUUGUCCUUUUUUUGUAUACAAGUUGAAAAGGUUAUUCUGCUUGUUAACAUUUCUCUUCAUUUCUCUCUUCACUCAUUCCUCGGGGCAAUUUAUUGAUUUAAUUGAUUACUAUUUGUCUAAACUAAAUUUACCUCUGCAAAAUCAUCAUUACAAUCAUUCAAUUGUAAAUUAAUCACUUCGACAAUUAACUCACUCAAUCUCAAUACAACUACAAUUGAAUUAACUCUCGGGAGUUAAUUUUUUGUUUUCACUCCUGAAAAAUUUGUUUUUGUUUUGUUUGUGUUUUCAAUUGAAAUUGAUUAUUUAUCAAUCUAAUCAAUUUAAUUACUAAAUGAUUGUUACAAUUUAUAUAUAAAUAUAUUAACCACUAUGAUGAAAACUCGUUAACUGAUUGUACAAUUAACAAAUACGUCUAAUCAAUUAUACUGUAUGUGCAAUCAAAUGAAUCAAAUGAUUAAGAUUGACAUUGAAAUUUAUAACUAAUCAAUAAUAACCAAGAGAAAGAGUCAACAGCUUAAUUGUGAUAUUAAAUUAAUUGUAAUUAACUUGAUGAUUAUGUUGAAUGAUAAUAUUGUUUAAUUGCAAUAAUGAUAUUAAUUUCCGAGACUAAUUGUCAUCAACAUUAAUCAUUAAUUUCACUCGUACAAGUGACAAAUUGAAACAAUUAAAUGAUUGAAAUUAAAAGUAAAUCAAUUAAA
This is a messenger RNA of Panonychus citri (citrus red mite), 4334 nucleotides long. RefSeq lists its product as uncharacterized. Lineage: Eukaryota; Metazoa; Arthropoda; Arachnida; Trombidiformes; Tetranychidae. The record is from RefSeq and is a predicted model, not a curated record. Gene Ontology annotation, cellular component: plasma membrane. Bases 503 to 3550 code for a protein of 1015 amino acids. The transcript has 6 exons.